AGUGAGAUCAUGAGCGCAGUUGAAGAACGAGUGGCCGAGAAGAGGCAUUUGGAUGAGGAGUCUGAAAAUACCGAAAAUGGUGUCGUUCCGAACAAAGAAGCGAAAUUGGAAAACGGAAAAGAAGCGGUGAGUGAUAAUUUACUCACUAUUUUGUUUUGA
This is a messenger RNA of Anisakis simplex (herring worm), 159 nucleotides long. Lineage: Eukaryota; Metazoa; Nematoda; Chromadorea; Rhabditida; Anisakidae. The record is from the annotation of a GenBank genome assembly.